This is a messenger RNA of Olea europaea var. sylvestris, 4140 nucleotides long. Its product is annotated as YTH domain-containing protein 1-like. Lineage: Eukaryota; Viridiplantae; Streptophyta; Magnoliopsida; Lamiales; Oleaceae. The transcript is spliced from 10 exons. Gene Ontology annotation, biological process: mRNA splicing, via spliceosome; regulation of mRNA splicing, via spliceosome. The record is from RefSeq and is a predicted model, not a curated record. Gene Ontology annotation, cellular component: nucleoplasm. Bases 2972 to 3943 code for a protein of 323 amino acids. Gene Ontology annotation, molecular function: N6-methyladenosine-containing RNA reader activity; mRNA binding.
UAGUGUGUGUAUGUGUAUGUGUGUGUGUGUGUGUGUGUAUGUGUAUGUACGUAAUUGUUGGUAUGGUAUGCAAUAUAUGGAUUGCCAUUGAAAACCAUGGCGGCGCGAGGACGGCAAUAUCACAGCUGAAGAUUUAUAAGAGAGCUCAAAGAAAUUGGAAAAAGUCGUGAGCCAAUUUCUGACUAUGUCUGGAGCGUGAUUAGGUUCAGGGAAAGCAUGAAAAUUGAGAUAACUGAAUUAAUUGUGCAAUCAGUAUAAAGAAACGUCAAAUUUAGAUGGAUUUGACCAUUGCGAGACAUGUUCUCACAACCACUGCGAGAUGUUCUCACAUGGAUCUGCUUCUAGUUGGUAACAGACUUGAAAAUUAGCAAAUUACGGUUUCAGCUACUGGAAUUGAUCCGAUAUUGAGCUAGAUGAACCGCCAGGGUUUGCUUCUUCUGUAAUUAAGAUUGGAGUAAGAAUGAGAUCAAUGUGCAGAAACCAAAUGAUAAGCUUCGGAUGCCUAUGCUUCACAAGGGAAAAGCGAUGGAAGAAUAAAAAGAAGGAAACGUGUGCUCACCAGAUGUCAGAGCCCAGCAGUUUGGAUUUUGGUGCUCCACCUGUCUUUUCUUCCAUUCUGGAGCAUAAGCGGUUGUGUGAUCCUAGCUAUGAAGUUCCUGAUGGGCCUCUGGGAUUUGGCUGAGUUAUCUUUUGGUCAUAUAUAUGCCCAUUACAUUUGACUGAAUAUGUGGGUGAAGUUCUGAUAUGAGGCCGGAUCAAUUGAAUUUCAAAAGCCUGACUGUGAUUUUUGUAUCGACUUUGAACUAAGAAAAGAAGAAAGCUAGGGCAUAGCAUCCACAUAAAAACUCCAAAGUCCGCCGCUCCUCCCGGUCUCUCUGUCCUCCUCCUCUCCACAAGAAGGUAUGUUAUGUUACUUUGUAGUUUAAUUCUGAAUUUCUAAUUAUCAUCACUUGUUUAUUGAAACAUGUGGACACUGCAUCUAUGUAUGCAAAUGUGUCUAAUUGAAUUUUUUUCUGCUUUUAAGUCUUCCUUUCCUUUUUUUCUGGAAUAUAUGGUGAUGUGGGGGUUUCCCCUCAAUUUCAUGACAAUUAUCUAUUUGCUCAAAAUGGGAAUUUGGUCCACGUAUUGUUAUUUAGAUUUUGUUUUAAUCAAAGUAUUGGGGUUUUUUACAUCUAUGAACGAAGUACAUGUUUUAUCACAAAUGCAGUUAUCUAUACACAUGGAACACACCGCAAUACUUACUUUUUUUUUCUUAGAUGGAAAAAUGGAAACUGGAAAAGAAAUUGAAUGAAUGAAUACCAUAGCUAAGUUUUGAAAGUGAAAAGGUUUAUAUUGAUUGAAAGAAUGGUUUGGUUUAGGAUAAGGAAAUGUAUUGAGAGCACACAAUUAGAUCCUUGGUGUCGGAAUUAGAAUGUUUUUUUAAUGAAACUGGAGUUUAUUUAAUGUGAAUUUUAGUUUCAUGGCCCCAUUUCAUGUUACAAACACAAUAUAUCAGGCUUAGAUCUUCUAUAAAGAUUAUGACAAUGAAAGUUGGGAACUCUAGGGUUUCAAUUUCAAUGUGCAAGUCUGUCUCUACGUAUGACGUUGAUGUCCAUUUUAAUGAUAUAUGAGCUUUUUCCAAGAUAUAUUUACACAUGCAAGUGGUGUCAUUCUUUUCUGUUGAAGUAAAUGUAAUAUAGGUUUGUUGUUUGAAAUUAUUUGCCCACAUUCGAGCUUAUCAGAUUUGGAGAGAGAUCCAUUUUUCCAAUACUAAGAAGACAGUUGAAAUUUAUUGCCUAUAUUUGAUUAGGAUUUAGAUGAUAAAAUUGGAUCUUCUUCUUGUUGAAAUAACAAAACGAAAAUAAAGAUUUAGGUUUGGCAUAAUUCUCACAGGCUUCAUCUUGAAUUCAUUAAAGGUUCUGCAGAAAUAGUGGCAAUCAUGCAUGUGAUUCUUGUUUCAAGAGCCUUGACUAUAUGCAUAGUGAUGGGGGACAAUGACAUUGUAAAAAUUUACGUUUAGAUUAGUGGCCAUAAUCCAAAGCCCCAAGUACUUUCUGAGCAUUACCGACGUGAGAGUGAAUUUGUUGGGAGUUUUUAAAUGUUAUCCGUGGACCAGGAUUUUGUGAUCUUUUAUUUCUAUCUUCAAUUUGUUUUGUAUGUCUAAGUACUUAAUUAUACGAACAUUUUUGUUUAAUAUUGCGGUUUUUUAGAUGGUUUAUGUUUUGCUAUGAGCAUAUUUUUGUAUUUUAAUAUUCUUUUGAGUCAUUUUAUUGUUUGUCUCAAGAUAUACUCCUCAAAAUACCUCGAGGCUUACCCCUGGCUUUAAGGUGUAAAAGUACCUCAAUAUUCAAUUAUGAUUUCUAACUCUGUUUCCUUCGCAUCUUAUAUUAACUGUAGAUACACACCCUUUUCUGUUCAUAAAAUUUAAUUUAGUUUCAUCAAAAUUUGUUUAGAUACAAUUGCUCAUCUAGUUCCCCGUUAAAGCCACAUCUUCUUUUAAUUUAUGCUGCAAUAUGAACUAUAGUUUAGUAGUUAUAAUGUAAUGACAUGUCUUUGAUUUAGUUAAAUCAUCAUCUUCAUUAUGAACUAUCUAACUGCAGUUUCUGAUCCUGUGGUUGCUUCAAGACAGUGAGUCAUGAGCCACAGAUUGUAUAAGAAUCAUAUUGAAUUGUGCCACAUCCUUUAUUACAUUUAAAUUUAAACUGAAAGUUAUGAUACAUGAUAUAAUAAUGGAGAAAGCAUUAUAAGGUCUGUUCUUUUGUUCUCCCAAUUCUUUGGGUACUUAUGCAUGGUUCUACAAGUCUGAAGAUUUGUUCACUUAGAAUUUUAUAAUAUGUCAUUUGUCUCUUAUGCACUCACAGAUCUGUCUUACAUUUACUUGGUUUCCCCUGAGUUUGACUGGUCCGCAUAAAGCUUUGUACAUCUAAAUAGGCAUAUCAUCCGAUUAGGUAAAGACACUUCAGCAGUCGAUUCAUCUGUGACUGAAUUGAAAAUGGGCAUGGCAAACUUGAACGAUCCAGGGAGCUCAACUGACAAAAUAAAUGAAGAAGCCUGUUGCCUGGGGGCAGAAGAGCAAGUGCAUUCUGGUGACCAGGUGCCAAUCAAAGAUAGUCUGUAUAAAGUGAGAUAUUUCAUUAUCAAGAGUUUGAGCCAUGAAAAUAUUCAACUGUCAAUAGAGAAGGGACUUUGGGCAACUCAAAUCAUGAACGAGCCUAUUCUUGAAGAAGCCUUCCAAAAUUCUGGCAAGGUAAUUCUCAUUUUCAGCGUCAACACGAGUGGUUUCUUCCAGGGGUAUGCUCAAAUGAUGUCUUCAAUUGGUGGGAGACGGGAGGACAUUUGGAGUCAAGAAAGUGGUAAAAAUAAACCUUGGGGGCGGAGUUUUAAAGUCAAAUGGCUGUGUUUGCAUGAUUUGCCUUUCCGAAAGACUCUUCAUCUGAAAAACCCUUGGAAUUAUUACAGACCUGUGAAAAUUAGUAGAGACUGCCAGGAGUUACCUCAGGAGAUUGGUGAAGCUCUUUGUGAGCUUCUUGAUGGGAGAGAUGAUGUGGAAAUUAAUUUGACAAGAGAUGAAGCAAGGGAUGAUCUUUAUUCACAAUGUCUUUACAAAGAGCAAUUACAUUCUUUUCAAAAUGAAGACUGUAAUGUGCCUCCGUUGCACAUGGAACCGGCGCUGGAUCCCUUUUUCCUCUAUCAACAUCAAGCUGAAGUAAAUAGAUACCAUUUAGCACACAUUAGAAAAAAUGGCCUGUCAGCAGAGAGAAGCCCCCAUGCUUUCACUCUGACUGAAGAUGAUAUUCUGAAAAUGACAUAUGAAGAGUACCUUGAAGCUCAUAGCAGAGGCUACAGAUGGCCACCUGACCCUGCUGCUGGAACUUCUGAAAGCGUGCAGAAAUCUUCAUCCAGUAAAAAAAUUUCUGAUGAUUCGCAGUUGAGCUGCAGUUCAAAGAAAAGGAAGCGCCACUGAUUGGUAUUCUAUCAAGAAGUUAGGCUAUGUGUAAUUUGCUAGUCAGCUUAUGAUGUACUGUGAUGUGAAUUACAGUUGUUUCAUUUCUCUUCAAUGCUAUUGUGUAUUGAACUCAUUGUUCUUCAAACUACAGUCGAUACAGUUGUGUUGAAUUCACAGGUAAGAAAAAUCCAAAUAUUUUUUGUUUCCGGAUUUAA